CAUGAAGAUUUCUUUGGAAAUUCAUCUUGUUCUCCGUUCUCCAGAUCUUUUCCCUGUUACCCAACACACCAUUGAAAAACGUAAUUUGAAGUGUGGUGGUGUAGCCAUGACCAAGAUGAAUUCUUGGAAACUAAUUGCCCUGCUUUUGAUGCAGGGUAAUGCUGAAGCAUCGUCACCUCGGUAUCCGGUUGCCCCUAAGCAUUUGAAAUUGGGGCUGCUGCCUCGAGCAUUCAAUACGACAGGAACCUUCGUUGUGCCUACCAGCUUCUCAACUCCACCAAUCGAGAGUUCCAGUUCAUCCGUCACAGGAACUUCAGUCUCGCUCACGUCUUCUGUUUCUAUCACCUCUUCAAACUCGUCAACCCCUUCAGUCUCGUCAACAUUCAUAUCAUCAGACACCACAAGCGGAAGUACUAACCAUCAAUCGAGUCAACCUAGCACUUCCCAAUCUUCAAGUGAGGAGUUCUCAAUUACACCUGUUACAAGCUUCCCAGCGUAUACGGCACCCACAUCGACUAUCUCCGGGGCGUCUGAGACAUCCAGUGCAGCGGCUAUAGCGCCGCUUUUCAUUGCGGUUUGGCAGAACAGAGGGAAUCUCUUAGAUUCUCAGGAAAAGAGCCAAUAUAUAAACGAUGUCACUGAGACAAAAAAUCAGGUCGAUUCACUUAACAACAAUCUGUCCGACAAGUCAGAUCCUCCGAGCGAAUGUUCCAGUACUAGCGGAGAUGGCAGCCUGAUUGCCGGUAUUAAGAACUUACUAACAACACCCGCUAAACUCAUCGGUUGCGCUGCAGCUGUCGCCAGUAAUCUGGUUGAUGCGAUCAGCAAACCUGAUCCUGUAAUCUCAGUUGUCGAGGUUUUGACCGACACCCUCAUGGAUAUUGGUAGCGAACUUGAGAAAAGCCAAGAUGAACAUCCUACCUCCUCCAGAGACCAGAUAACUAGCACUAGUCAAUCGAGUAUGAGCACGGAGACAACUUCUUCGAGCGAGUGUUCAACAACGACGGCCGCAAGCUGCGUUGAAACUGUCUCAUUGUCGACGUUAUUCUAUACGGAUAGUACAACUACCACCUCACAGGUGGAGACGAUAACCACUACCCUGUGCACUACCAUUACCGCAUCAUGCGUGGUGGGAACCACUGCCACCACAACCGUUUCAACUGCCACGACCUCGUCAGGAACGGGUUGGAUAUGUGACCAAACUUGUGCGGCGGGUGGUUGUCAAGCUCAUAAAAGAGCAGCACAAGCCACGGGGAUCGCAGACCCUGGAGCAGACGCUCCAAAUUUGGCAAAUCGAAACCUGAAACCAACUUCAAUGAUUUCAGAUAUUGACAAGUACAUCAUACAAACUAUCUCUGCCUCGAAUUCCGAGAACCUGGAUUGGUCUAAAGGAAUAGCUGUUGCCAAGUACUACAAGUUCUUGAAAAAGGGUAUAGCCGGAUACGUUGCAGGUGUCACAGGAUGUACCUCGAUUGUCAUCGCGUCUCAGAAAGGUGCUUGGAUCUCGCAUUUCACAGAAACGGGGCUGAUGGAUGAUGCUGGCCGCCAGAAGCAGAGAGACUCGCUGGCAGACGCUGUCGCGAAUGGCAAUGACUAUUACAAAAGGCCGUCGGAUCUAGCCGGAGAAGGAGGCGAUCUCAACAAGGACACGCAAGACGUGCAAAUCUACGUCUCGGCGCCGUGCACCACCGUGACGGAUGAAAGUGGGAAUAGAGCCUGCACAGGGGACUCCUCGUUUGAAUAUCCGAGGAUAGACGCGCUUUUAGACACGCUUUUCGGGGCAGGGACGCCGUUCGAGGGUGUUCCGAUUACGAGGCGGGGGUAUCUCAAGCCCGCUGGUAGAGAUGAAGUUGACGCACUAGCAGACACGUCAGCAAGGGGUAAAGUUGUCGUUCAAUACGACCCCAAUCAACUCACCCCAGAGUUCCUCCCAUUCAACCCCAAACACGCCGCAUAUCGCGUUUGGAUGGAAUCAACACCAUACCAGAAAGACUGGGUUGCCUCCACCUGCCAAGGGGGCAACGCUCCUAACCAGAAGCGCGACGACUCGUGCCCCAUUUCUGGGAGCGGUAGCCCUACGCCCACUCCUACAACGGCAGAUACCUCGGGUAUACCUACGACAUCGGAUAUAGCUACGUCGAUGAAUACAUCUACCCCGAUAAUCUCUUCAACAGCGGUCCUCACUUCAAGCCCAUCACUGACCCCUUCGGUAUCCUUUGUGAACACGACCAUGGUGACGAUGACGUUGAGCCCAUCGAGUAACGCGUCGAGCACCAGUCUUUCGACGUCUGGCGUUGAAACGAGUGAUUCUGGGAUCGGGCCUACGUUUAUGUCUACAGUGACGUUUUCGUCGCUCACGGCUACACUUAUUGCGUAGAGUGAUGUCCAAAGUGGUGGAUAUGCUGCUGUAUCGUGCUUCUUGGAGACGAAUGUCGUUUAAGGUGUAUUGGCCAUUCUAUGGAAUUUUCAUCUGAUAUUAGCGUGUGGAAUAAGGCAUAGGCUGUUCAAUUGCCUCAAUGAUUCAACGAAUUCUACUGUCGUAGGCGGAGUAUAGUGUGCGGUUAUUUUGCUGUCACAUGAGUAUAUCGAUGGUCCUCUAAGCCAGCAAACAUGCUCUCGCUUGUCUUUCUUUCUUUCCUUUUUUUUUUUUUUUUUUUUUUUUUUUUUUUUUUU
Xylaria bambusicola is the source of this 2673-nucleotide messenger RNA. RefSeq lists its product as uncharacterized. Lineage: Eukaryota; Fungi; Ascomycota; Sordariomycetes; Xylariales; Xylariaceae. The annotation marks the transcript as partial. The record is from RefSeq and is a predicted model, not a curated record. The transcript is spliced from 7 exons.